Messenger RNA from Aspergillus japonicus CBS 114.51, 2343 nucleotides. RefSeq names its product Zn(II)2Cys6 transcription factor. The coding region runs from base 150 to 2279 and encodes 709 amino acids. Gene Ontology annotation, biological process: positive regulation of transcription by RNA polymerase II; DNA-templated transcription. The transcript is spliced from 4 exons. NCBI's taxonomy places the organism in Eukaryota, Fungi, Ascomycota, Eurotiomycetes, Eurotiales, Aspergillaceae. The record is from RefSeq and is a predicted model, not a curated record. Gene Ontology annotation, molecular function: zinc ion binding; DNA-binding transcription factor activity, RNA polymerase II-specific; sequence-specific DNA binding.
UCAUUCAUCGCUAACCAUCCCAACUACGUCCUUCGUUCAACUAAACAGACAAGAGAACAGGUCUCACCCAAAAAGCACACGGACAGAUCAGUUAUGCAAGCUUAAAUGACCACUGAAAACUGAUUACAAAGACCACGUCACUGAUUACAAUGGAUCCAUCACCUCUAGCCCGACGUCGAGACCGUCGGGCUGCCCCCCGCAGCCGGACCACCACCGCAUGCGCUCGCUGCCAGAAACGAAAGAUUCGGUGUGAUGGUGUGGUCCCUGUCUGUGGUGGUUGCCAACGGGCCCGUGUGGACUGCGUUGAGGGGUGGAAUGUCCGUGACAUUUCCCGAAGUCACGUGGAAGAGCUAGAAGCACGAAUUGAAUGGCUCGAGUCGAUCAUACAGGAGCACCUGCCACAUAUUGACCUCAGCAAGUCUGACUCUGAUUACUCGAUUCGUCCUCGUAGCUCUGACUACGGAGUGCCUACCAAUCUCGCUACUUCUGAGACCGUUGUCUCGCAGACUGCACAUAUCAGGGAUGGCUGGAACCCAGCUCGUGAUGUAACAGAUCAACUAGGUCUGGUCUCGGUCAAUGCUGGGGCGGAUCUGCGUUAUCUAGGGCCUUCUAGUGGACUGUUCUUCACAAGAUUUGUGCUAACAGGCCUUGAGCGGCGAGCUGGGAUAGCACGAGAGUCACCUCCAGCUUUGAAGAGCAAUCAAUCUGUCCCUGCGGAGCUCCUCGAUCUCCAACCGAAGGAUUUACCAUCGGACUUAAAACAGGCGCAAUGGUUGACGCAGGCAUAUUUCGAGGCGGUUCAUUUACAGUUUCCGUUUCUUCACAGACCCACUCAUCUGGAACUUCUGCAAAAGGCUUACAGCGGUGUAGAUGUCACACCUGUUGAUCAAUUUCAGAUCUUCAUGGUCCUGGCUAUCGGUGCCACCAUCCGAUCACGGCAAGCUAAGGUGCUACUUUCAGCUGAAGGUUACUGCGCCUCUGCAAUUGUUCACUUGGAUGCCAUUUUUCAGAAAUCUUCUCUACGUGGUGUGCAGUGCAUGCUGCUUCUACAGAUGUACACAAUCAACAACCCAACUUCAGGGAUUAGCUUAUGGGCCCUUCAUUACAACUCCCUAGCCGUCGUGAUGGAGCUCGGAUUACAUCGCAAUGUUCGGGACUCUGUCUUCACCGAUUUCGAUCAGGAGAUGCGCACUCGAGCUUUCUGGUGCGUGUAUACGAUGGAUCGCUACUUGAGCACCUUACUCGGCAGGUCGAUAGGGAUAGUGGACGAGCAAUGCGAUUUGAGGUUACCGCGAGAAAUCAACGAUGAAGACUUGAAGCCCAACCAGGAGAUACUGGCUCAAGCGCAGCCUUCUGGAGCUAUAACCGUUAUGUCUAGCGCGAUCCAUCUCUUCAAGCUUGCCCGGUUCAACGCUGAAAUCAAAUGUGUGCUAUAUUGCGUCGACCGAAAUUAUCCCCCUUACACGCAGCCUGUCAUAACGGACGUCCAGCAAUGGCAGGAAGAUAUGCUGAACCGUCUGCGCCAGUGGAAAUCGUCCAUCCCGUGCCACCCCCAAGGGAGCUCAGCAUGCUAUAUGAAUGACUUGCUUGAGAUCAAGUACCACGAGCUAGUGAUGCUGAUCGUACGUCCAAGUCCGCUCUUCAACCAUCCCUCCAGAAGCUUGAUACGCCUGUGCUUCCAAUGUGCCUUGGAAUGCAUCCGGCUUUACCACAAGCUGUAUAUAAACAGCAUGCUGCACUAUAAUUGGAUGAACGUACAGUCGUUGUUUCUAUGCGUGAUGACGAUAUUUUACUGCGUCUGGCCGCCGGACGGGGUGGGCGAAGAAACUGACCUCGACACUGUUUUACACGCACUAAAGUCCGCGUCCGACAUUCUAAGUGCCACUGGGGAGUAUUGGCUUGAAGCCAAGAGAAGCCGGGAUGUGCUGGAUGGCAUCACGAGGGCUACGGUGCGGCGGUUCGCACGAAGUCUUAUGCGGGCGGGGCAGUCAAAAAUAUCACACCCAGUCGGUGAGACUCAUUAUAGCCUUGCUGGUGAUGAGCCGAUUGGCUCGAAUAGAUUGGACACUGAAGGGUAUCCCGCUGGUAUCGGAGAGGCUGAACAGGACUUAUUUGAUCCGUACUAUGUCCCAACGCAGCAGCCUACUGCCACGUCCGAGCUCUUGUCGUUCUUUGCGGAGCCCCAGUCCGAGACGACCUUGGACUGGUUGAACCUUCCGUGGGAUCUCCCCGGCGGGAUGGGAGAGAUGAUGCAAGAUUUGGUCUCUGGAGGCAAUUAGCCUGAUGGUGGAAGAUAUAAUCAAUGCUGUUACUGUACAUCUAGGAUAUAUCCCGUGUAUUCCG